UAAAAUAGAUAAACGGGAAUUAAUUUAUAUUUAAUCUAAAUAAAAAAAAUAUUGGGAAUUGAAAGAAAAAGAAAUUUAAAAAAUCUAGCUGUAAAUAUUUUAUUAUUUCCUUCAUUGAUUAAAUAUAUAUUUUAAAGUUAAGCAAAAAGAAACCAUUUUGGUUGUAAUUAGGUUGUCAUGGUUUGGUAAACAAAACAGGUGAUUUUAGAAUAUGUCAAAGGUGAUAAAACGUUUGGUGAUUUAACUGAAAAUUACAUACAAAAAGGCUUGGCAUAUUUGGUUAGAAAUGGGUGUAGAUUAAUUAAAGACAGUCAGCAGACUUAUCUUGCAAAGUUUCAAUAUAAACCCAUUUCUCUUCCUCAUUUCGUGCCUCUUUUGGUGUCCAUUCAAUGGUUGUUCUUUUAUCAUAUAUGUUAAAAUAAAUAAAUAAAAAACGAACUGUUUAUAAACAACAAAUAACUUUGAACACGUGUCGAAAUAAUAUUUAGAAUUGGAGCCCAAAAAAUAAAGAAGAAAGAAGAAUGAGAAAGACGGACACCAAAGGGGAGCAGAGGAAAUCUGUUCUCGUUGAAUAGGUUUCUUUUCCCCCCAUAGAUUUCAAAAGCCUUUCAACAUCCAUCCAUUCGUCUUCUUUUUCUGUUUUGAAUUAAUAGGGUAACUCUUUAAUAGAACACCCACCCACCAUCGCCAUGUACCCAAUAGAACAUCCACAAUGGCCACCAGCACCUUAUCAUUAUGGGCAACCGGCUCCACCACCUUUCGCUCCUGUUGCUGACCCAAACCAGCAAAUGCGUAAUCAAAACUAUUACAUGCACCCUGCUGGGAAAGUCCUGUGGUCCACAGGACUCUGUGAUUGCUGCUAUGAUAUUCCGAACUGUAUCAUCACAUGUUUUUGUCCUUGCAUCACCUUUGGACAGAUUGCUGAGAUUGUCGAUAAUGGAUCAGUCUCAUGCCUAGCAAGUGGAGUUCUGUACUCAAUAAUAUUUUGGAUGUCGGGGCUAGCUUGUAUGUACUCAUGCUUCUAUCGCUCAAGAAUGAGGAAUCAAUACAUGUUGGCAGAGACACCGUACCCAGAUUGGUGCCUUCAUCUUUGCUGCGAGGUCUGCGCCUUGUGUCAAGAAUACCGCGAGCUCAAAAACCGUGGCUUCAAUAUGAACAUUGGAUGGCAUGCGAACAUGGAGAAUAUGCGAAAUCGUGCUAUGCAAAUGUCGAUGCCUCCGGUGGUGGAAGAUGGGAUGAAACGAUAAACAACGAUGAUUCUCUUUCUUAAAUAGCCAUUUCUACAGGCAUGUUGAUUGUUGAGUUGAGACAAAGGAUUUGGACCCAAAAAAAAAACCGAGUGUAAUUUCACCUCUGCCCUUCUUAAAACAAUAAUAACUGUUGAGUUUGAUGGCGAUCAA
Molecule: messenger RNA, 1400 nt
Organism: Gossypium raimondii (Peruvian cotton)
Lineage: Eukaryota; Viridiplantae; Streptophyta; Magnoliopsida; Malvales; Malvaceae
Product: protein PLANT CADMIUM RESISTANCE 2
Exons: 4
Coding region: 690-1247 (185 amino acids)
Source: RefSeq, a predicted model, not a curated record